CCAAAGUGUGAUACAUUUGUCAUACUAUUGAUCCUCUUUUCAUCAAAUGUCUCAAUUUUCCAUUGUAGCCCUUUUUUCUCAACUAAAUGAAUUGCCAUCUCGUUAAGUAAUGACAAUUUGUUGUCUAAAGUCGCUUGAUGUAGAGAAUAAUAAAAAGUGCUUGGUGGGGGUGAUGCCAUACGUGGGUCGGUCUGUUGACGUAUAAAUACACGACGAAACGAUCACUCGAGCUAGUACCGCCGUAUCUCGUACCGAGAAGACACCUUCACAAUCUUAAUUCCGUUCACUUCCGGUUAUGUGACCCACCUCAAUCAACAUUAAAAUCAACGAAUUAAUUAGCAGAAUAAUAUCUCCAUCGGAAAUGUAUUCAGAGAUAAGUGGUGAAUAUGGGAGAGUUGUGGGAAUAGGAAUUCAAUUGAAGAAACCAUAGGAUAGUAAAUUAUUCUUAAAGAUAAAUAAAGGGCCUAAAUGAUAAUGCUAAAUGAUAAGGCCCAAGGCCGCUCGGAUUCGGACGAUUGAAAUACUCAUCCUGAGUAUGUUCACCUCGGAAGGGCGUGUUGGAUUGAAUGCCUGUUGAGUGUCCAGUGUGAGUAAUAAGGAGUAAUAAGGUUUUAGAAUUUAGUGGCCAGUGAUUGAACAAAUAAAAAUAAAAAUAAAAAUAAAAGGCUGUGCAGAGGGUAGAGGGCAACGCACUGAUCUCGAAGUGAAAAGGCGGUCGCGAGCCUGUGGCUUGGCUUUCACCGGGGGAUUUAACACCAACUUGUAGCUAACCGCAUACCGUUCUUUAGUACGCGGUUUAGAACGGUUGUCGCGCGGUCCUCCAUAAAAUGAGUUUGUUGAGGCACACUUGUUGUUUUUCUCGUUGAAAAACUCGUAUCAAAGUGCCAGAUAGUAUGGAAAUGUACAUCACAGAGUCACCGAGCAGUGGCCAUACUGGUGGUAAAUUCGCCUCCACCAAUUCUAUUCCCAUGGCACUCGAGGAACACUCCCCCGAUAAACUUGCCACCUCAAUCAUCGGCCAUUCCAAAGGACGACGACACAGUGUCCUCGAUGAUCUUCGGGCCAGGAGGGAUAGCCUCUUCCAGCGGGGGCGACGUACCAGCGACCUACCCCUCGACGACAAGGACAAACGGAGAGCCUCCGUAUUCUAUGUAUCUCAUCAACUUCUCGAGGAGAAUGCCCCUUCCUCAAAAGUUCUUCCUCUCACCCAUCAACCCGACCAGAUGGAGGUGAAGAAGGGACGGAGAAAGUCCUGGCAUCCGUUGGUUAAACCACCCAAGGCCGAUAGGAAACGAAAAAAAGGCCUCGGUGCCAUUACACCUGAUGUUGGCAGUACUGAGGCUCUCUAUGGAGCAGCCCGCCAGAAGAGGCUUUCCUGGUGGAACAUUUUUGUUCCUGAUUCUGUCACAAGGUCACGACGCAUGUCACAGCAAGAUGUCUCUCAGUCGAGGUCCACCGAGAACCUAGCAGCAUCAUUCUUCCGGAGCAAAAGCCGAAGUGUGGAUCAUGGAUUCUCAACCCCUUACGAUCUUGAAUCACUUCGUAGCAAGGUGGAGGGUCGCUUCGAAUCAGUCGAUAAGCUAUCCAGAGAUUCGGACAGCGAUGGGAAGGACGGCUCCACUCUUCAGGAGAAGCGACAGGCUCGUCUUACUCAACCAGACAACACCAUUGCCUACAGAGUGGGCGACAGAGAUACCCUAACAUCAGUGGCAGCCCGGUUCGAUACGACCCCAUCAGAAUUGAGUAAACUCAAUAGGCUUGGUAGCACAUUCAUUUAUCCGGGACAACAACUCUGGGUACCUACUAAGGGCGAGGCUCGUCUCGGUCUUGAUGAACUUGGCUUGGACACACCAAGCCCUGACCCAUGCCAUGAUCAUGAUUCUCACGAUGAUUUACCACCUGAAGAGAAAGAGCUAUUGGACAAUUUACGACCUGUUUCGCCGAAACCAGGUCACUCGGAGCGAAUUAAAACGCCACUCGACAGUCGCACUGGGGAUGGGGAUGAAGCGGUAUAUAGAGAGAGAUUCUUGAAGAUAAAUGUUCGUCAUAUCACAGACGGACAGGGAGUUGUCGGUGGUGUUCUCCUGGUAACACCAAAUGCAGUAAUGUUUGAUCCAAACGUAUCGGAUCCUCUGGUAAUUGAACACGGGGCUGAAUCAUACGGUGUUAUAGCACCGAUGGAAUUUGUUGUAAAUGCAGCAAUAUACUAUGAUAUUGCUCACAUGAGGGUCAGCCACACAGAGGCUCUUGGUACUGAUAAAAAGCCAGAAAUUUACUACAUGGAAAAACCUACCAAGGGUGGAAAAUGCAUGUCACCUGGCAAGGAUGAGAAUUUUUCCGAAUUCACGACUGAUGAUAAUGAGAGUGUCUGCAGCUGCGCUGAGCGUGAGGGCGAUGCAUUUCCAAAGGCCUUUGAAAGGGAUCUCGUUACACCCACCAACCUCCACACCGAUGAUGGGCCUGCUUACAAGGAAAAUGAACGCAAGGAAGAGGAAAAGGAGAAGGAGAAAAAGAAGGAGGCGGUGAGUGGUGAGCUGAGCGCCCAGUCGAUGAGGAGCCUGGAGGAACGCAGGCGUUCUCUUCUCGAUCAUCACUGGGCUGUACCCAGCAAAGACAGAAACUCCAUGUCUGUCGAUGACGAACAACAGGACUCGAUCAAUUCAGACAAGUCGCAAGCCGAGUCGUCAAAACCAAAUGCCAUACCUGAGGAUGAGGAGGGAUAUCUAGUCAAACAGUCGUGCUACGAUUCUGGUAUCGACAUACGUGAACCUAUUCCUCCUAUUCCUGUAGUGCAACCUAUCCCGUCGAAAAAAAUAUAUUCCGACGCGGAAAUAGUUUUAUCGUCAGAUUGGGUACCACCGAUAACCAUUGCACCGAGUAACGUUACGAGUACCACUACCCUGGAUACCGGUCUGUCUGUCAAUGGGAGGAAGAAGGCUAGCUCUGUAUCCUUCAGUCUCGAUAGUAAUGCUGAAGAGCCUGACAAGGAUGAGGAGCAUAAACCCGAGGACGAUAAGCAGGAGACGCGCAAAAACAAGAUGUUGAAGAGGCUGUCCUAUCCUCUGUCCUGGAUGGAAGGUCUCACCGGUGAUAAAGAUGAUGAGGCUAAAUCAGUACCUGAUAAAGUAGCAAGUCUCCCCAACAGUGCAGACAGUCAUCACUCGUCAGUAUUCAGUAAAGUCUUUUCGAGCUCGCCGAUCAACCUGGUGAGUGACUUUAGCUCGGGGCUGUUUGCUAAAACGCCAAGUGAAGAGAGCAGCGGAGGCGGUAGAUCUGGUAGUACACCACCUCUUACCGCCUCCUCGCUCUCCCAGGACCACAGCUAUCAAUUUUCACCAGGGCCCACUAGUCUCUUGGGACGCUCAUCUGUGGGUACGUUUAUUCGUCAGCAGCCCUUGACCUCCUCGGGCAGCAGCAGUGUCGAUAGCGCACGUGGAAACAAAAUAUCAACACAACCACCGAGGGUGGAUUACCGCAGUGUCGUGUCUGUCGAUGAUAAACCCGAGCUUUUCGUCAGUUUUGACAAAUUGAUCCCAAGACCGGCGAGGAGCUGCGAGGAUCCACCACUGUACCUGAGGCUGCGCACUGGUAGACUAAAGGGCAAGAAGAUUCCUCAGUCCACCCCAAUCAUGAGUUAUGGCAAAAAGAAACUGCGACCCGAGUAUUGGUUCAGUGUUCCUCGAAACAGGGUGGACGACCUGUUCAGAUUCAUUCACUCGUGGGUGCCAGCGUUGUAUGGUGAACUUGAUGAAAAUUACUGGAUCGAGCGUGGUUAUAUCCUCUCAGAUACCGACACAGACCUAUCGCCGGAAGCCUCCCCCCAGGAAGGGGGAGAACCCGGUGAAUUCAUCGAGGAGAGCAAAACCGGUGAUGAGAUUAGUGAACUCACGCGAGAAUCGUGGGAGCGACUCAAGGCGCCGUACGUAAAGUUAUGCAGCAUGCUGGUCUCGAGUACGUCGGCAGACUCAGAGCAGCCCCAGGACUCCCAGGUGUUGUCCAUGAGUGAAGAGCUCCGGAGAGCCUUGUACGCCAACAGUGCAAUAUCUCUUGACAUUGACAUUAUUGUACCUGAUUUAGUUGGUGCAACUGAGAUACUCAAGGAUGAGCACAGAGAGAAUCUGUGCAGACAUUUGCCUGCCAGGGCUGAAGGGUACCUAUGGACACUCGUUUUUAGUACUAGUCAGCAUGGUUUCAGUCUCAACAGUAUGUACCGAAAAAUGGCCAAAGUUGAGAGCCCCAUACUUCUAGUCAUUGAGGAUACGGAGGGAAACGUUUUUGGUGCGCUCACCUCAUGCUCUCUCCACGUGAGUGAUCAUUUCUAUGGAACAGGUGAAUCUCUCCUCUUCAGGUUCACUCCGAGGUUCCAAGCGUUCAACUGGACCGGGGACAAUGUCUAUUUCAUCAAAGGAAACAAUGAGAGCCUAGCUAUAGGGGCCGGAGAUGGGAAAUUCGGAUUGUGGUUGGACGGUGAUUUGUACCAAGGGCGAACUCAAAGCUGCAGUACAUAUGGUAACGAGCCUUUGGCCCCGCACGAGGACUUUGUCGUAAAAACCCUCGAGUGUUGGGCAUUCAUAUAGGAUUCGGCCACCUGCUGUCCCACCAUCCCAACACUGGAGCCUAAUUUGACCUGAGCUCGGGAUUUGUAGUGGAAGACAAAUCCAAGUAUCAGGAGAGAUCAGACUUAAUCACCAUUUUACAAACAUUCAAGAUGGAGAUUUAUGUAACGAGAGAGAGAGAGAGAGAGAAAGAGAGAAGAGAGAAGAGAGAAAAGAGAGAAAUUAUAUCUAUAUCACUAACCACAAAGAUACAGAACACAGCUGAUUCUCCAGUGGAGUGGAGUCGAUGGAGUUAAUUCAUCAUGAAAUCAUGGAAUGAAAUUCGAUAAUCGAGAGUUUCGUAUUUUUGAGAGAGAUUUGGAGACAGAUUAAUGAAUGACGACGAAUAGUUGAGUUGCUUGAAUGUCUACUGAUGGAUAGACUUAUCGUAAAGUUUUUUAUUUAUAUUUAUUUCUUAUUUUGUAUUGUUUGAUGUUAGUUGUACCCGCCGAUAGAUCAACGAUUAUUUCUUCUAAAGCUGCAAAUAAAACGAGUUUUGCGGAAUUUCCAGACGUUUAUUUAAUCAAGUGAGUUUGAAGGAGGAGAAAUAUAUUUUUCUGACACGUUGAUGGAUCGAUGAGGAGAUGAGAGUAACUUACCUCAACCGAGAGAAGGAGAUGCUACCAAAAACAAUGCUAACUAACUGUUUGUUGUUGUGUAGAUAGUGUAGAUAUUAAAUGUACAUAUAUAUACUACACUGCAGUGGUUAGAUGAUUGAUUAACGCUACAAAAACCGCAAAUAUAUAUAUUAUAUAAAGAGAAUACAAACAUCAAUAUAUUCGAUUGUAUCGUGUAUACAUAAAUAUAUAGAAAUUAUACAGUGGGAGGACUCAACUGAGGCCUUGCCCAUGAUAUUUACGAUCUGAGAUAGUCUGUAGUCAUGUGUGAUUACCGAGGGAAUCAUUUUUUUUUUUUUGGCGAUAAUAUUAUUAUAAUUCAAGUCUAGUGUUACAACGAACGCAAGUGUUUUAUUUCCACGACCUUUGGAUUAAUCAUCAGUUUUUUUUUUCUUUUCUGCCAAGUGGAUAUCGUAGUCGAGGGAGUUUUAGUAUAAUGUACUCAUUAUUUUCACUCGAUUAAUGAAUUUAAAAUAUAAAUAAUGGGAAGGAAAUUGGAGAAGAGAAAGCCAUCAUUAAUCAUUGUUCACAGAGUGGCGAGGCCGUCGAGUCUUAUUCAUUGGGUGAUGGGGCUUCAACGAAUCGACAAUUAUCGAAGGGUAUUAAAGAGGGGUGUCUAUCGAAAUGACAGUGCCGGA
This is a messenger RNA of Fopius arisanus, 5850 nucleotides long. RefSeq names its product oxidation resistance protein 1. Gene Ontology annotation, cellular component: nucleus. The transcript is spliced from 16 exons. Lineage: Eukaryota; Metazoa; Arthropoda; Insecta; Hymenoptera; Braconidae. Gene Ontology annotation, biological process: response to oxidative stress. The coding region runs from base 894 to 4577 and encodes 1227 amino acids. The record is from RefSeq and is a predicted model, not a curated record.